GUGCUAGUGGGGCUCCGAGGUCCGGCCCCAGCCGAAUUGGCGACUGGACGGACGGAGGCCUUCGGUGAAUCGGCACACCGAAAGGAAAAACUGGCGACAUUGACGACAUGAAGCCAGGCUAACUUGUUCGAUUCCGAUACCUCGAUCCGCUGGCUUUUCUGUCGACUUAGAAUGAGGAAUCGCGUUCUGUCGCACACUUGUUCCCGCAGUUGAGAGCUCCGGCAGCCAGAUGAACGUCUUUUCCGCCUCGGUCUCUGCCUUCGCCACCCGCAUUGGCGCUCGACCAUGGACCUGCUCGACCUGCCGAAACCAAUUGGUUCGCAGUAAACCCUUCCAGCACGUCGGCGCACGGCGUUUCGCCUCGGGGCGGGGGUCGCGCGGGGGCAAUGGCCGCGGGGGACGCCCCGGCCGGGUCGUGCUCUACGCCUCGACGGGCACGGCGACAAUAGCCGCAGGAGCGCUUGCGUUCACGGAGGACAUCAAGAACGGAUAUGAGGCCGCCGAGAGAACAGGGAGGGUGGCGGCCGCCCUGGCGAUCUGCAUCAACGACUACCGGACGACGUUGAAUGCGCGAGCGACCAUCGAGGACACGGGCGAGCAAGCCGAGUUGCUGAAUUCGUGUCACAAGCGAUGCGCUGAGCGGACUCUGGUAGUUCUGGAGAAGAAUGGCGGCAUCUUUAUCAAACUCGGACAGCACCUUAGCGCCAUGAACUACCUCCUCCCGCCCGAAUGGACCACGACCUUCAUCCCGCUGCAAGACAAAUGCCCUGUGUCAUCGUUCGAGUCUAUCGAGAAUAUGUUCCUCCGGGAUACAGGGGAGGGUCUUUGGGACUACUUCUCCGAGUUCUCGAGCGAGCCCAUUGGCGCUGCCUCGCUGGCGCAGGUGCACUUGGCGACCAUCAAGGAGUCUGGUCGCAAAGUUGCCGUCAAGGUCCAACACCCGGAAUUGGAGGCAUGGGCUCCGUUGGAUCUUGCCCUGACCAGGUAUACGUUUUCGACCCUGAAGCGGUUCUUCCCGGAGUACGACCUUGAGUGGCUCUCCGCCGAAAUGGACGUUUCCCUACCAAAGGAACUGGACUUUCAGGAGGAGGCUCAUAAUGCCGGUCGCAUGAAGAAACACUUUGCCAAGAUUCCCGUGUUGCCCCUCGUUAUCCCCGACGUUAUCUGGGCGAAGAAGCGCAUCCUCGUCAUGGCUUGCGAGUCUGGGCACCGCCUCGAUGACCUCGAGUAUCUUGACAAGAACGGUAUUGACCGUGACGAGGUUUCCGCAACGCUCGCCCGUAUUUUCAAUGAGAUGAUCUUCGGCAACGAUGCACCCUUGCACUGCGACCCUCACGGCGGGAACAUCGCCAUUCGCAAGAACUCGUCUCGUCGGAGCCUAGGUCGCGGCCCGAACUUUGAUGUGAUUCUGUAUGAUCACGGCCUAUACCGGGAUAUUGACCUUCCCCUCCGCCGGUCCUAUGCCAAAAUGUGGCUCGCGGUCAUUGACGGAGAUAUGGGCCGAAUGAAGAAAUACGCACACGAGGUCGCUGGCAUCACCGACAAGGACUUCCCCCUUUUCGCCUCGGCCAUUACUGGUCGAGACUAUAGUAUCAUCAGCCAGGAAGGCUCCAUCCUCCAAACCCGCACCACGGAUGAAGAAAAGUCGAUGAGCGCCUCGCUUCAAGACGGUCUCAUCGUCGACCUGGUCGGGCUACUCGGCCGCGUGCCGCGCAUCAUCCUCCUGAUCCUCAAGACAAACGACCUGACCCGCAGCCUGGACGAGAACCUGCAAACGCAGCAGGGCCCAAUCCGCAACUUCAUGAUUCUCGCGCGGUACUGCACCCGCACCGUCUUCCACGAGCAGCUAGACGAGAUUCGCAGUCGCGGAUCAUUGCUGUGGCCGCCCAACGCCCUGCGGGUGUUUGCGGCAUGGAUAGGUUAUCUGCGAGUCGAGGUCAAGUUAGAGGCUUUUGAGUUGUGGCUUGGUGUGAAGCGUAUGAUGGGUUUAAAAGGGGUUGAUUUUUCCAAUCCUCUUCUAAAGAAUGACACUUAGAGUUACAUAUCUAUAUAGAAUCGUACAUAAUCGCAUGCCCAAUACGGUCAAUCCCAUCUUCAGUCGAGGGUUUUCUCCCCCAAUGCACCUACCCUGUACCUUUUGGUCAUUACGAAAUUCGCGUCGUUGCAUCAUGCAUGCUUGAACUUUUA
This is a messenger RNA of Ilyonectria robusta, 2187 nucleotides long. Its product is annotated as ABC1 family-domain-containing protein. Bases 230 to 2035 code for a protein of 601 amino acids. Gene Ontology annotation, cellular component: mitochondrial inner membrane. The transcript is spliced from 3 exons. NCBI's taxonomy places the organism in Eukaryota, Fungi, Ascomycota, Sordariomycetes, Hypocreales, Nectriaceae. Gene Ontology annotation, biological process: lipid homeostasis; mitochondrion organization. The record is from RefSeq and is a predicted model, not a curated record.